Molecule: messenger RNA, 858 nt
Organism: Vespula vulgaris
Lineage: Eukaryota; Metazoa; Arthropoda; Insecta; Hymenoptera; Vespidae
Product: RNA-binding protein 7
Exons: 2
Coding region: 26-655 (209 amino acids)
Biological process (GO): regulation of alternative mRNA splicing, via spliceosome
Cellular component (GO): nucleus
Molecular function (GO): single-stranded RNA binding
Source: RefSeq, a predicted model, not a curated record
UUUUUUUGUGGAAUAUUGUGAUUUAAUGAAGAAUUAUAUUAAUUUUCUAUUUUUUUUUGUCAAAAUUAAUUACGUUACAGUAUCCAAUAACAUUUUCAAGAAUAAACAUUUACCAUGGAUUUUAGGAAGCUUCUAUAAAUAUGGUGGUCCAAUACAAAGAGUUGCCAUUCCUAGAGAUCGUGAUGGAAAGCAAAGAACUUACGGAUUUAUAACGUAUAAACAUGUAAGUUCUGUAUCAUAUGCUUUAGACCUUUUUAAUGGAACAAAAUUAUUUAAUCGGACCAUUAAUAUGAAAACAAGAAAUAACAUAGAGUUACCGCAAGUAGAAAAACAAAAACAGGAACACAUUUAUAAUUUGAAUCAUCUACUUCAUUUGGGUCAGCAAACGUUUAUAGGAAACUUUGUGCCAAAUAUAGGUUCAGAUAUGCUUCCUACGAAUGUAGUACAAAAUACAGUUGUAUAUACUGGCAAAAUUGAUACUCAUCGUGAUGAUAGACAUUCUAGAAGUUAUCAUCCUUAUCAUCGUGAUCAUGAAAGUAAUAAACAUGAUCACCAUAAAGAUCAUAAAUCCUAUAAAAAUAGAAGUAAUAGUAGUCAUUCGAGUGAUUAUUCAAAACACAGUAAUUAUAAAAAUAGUAGAAGACAUUAUCAUUAAUAAUUAAAAAUAUAAAUUUAAUAAAAUGACGAAAAGGUAUUUACUUUUUCUUUAAUGGGAUAUAUUUAUUUAAAAAAGAGAGUAUUUUUCUUAAUAUAAAAAUUAAACUUCUAAUAUAAUAAUUUAGUUGCUUUAAGUCUUGAAUUAUUAUUACUAUUCUUGAUUGGUGACAUUUUGAAAGAAGAAAAUUCUGCUUUUAAUUU